AUGAAUUCCAUCCUGUCCCAUCUCAAGAAGCGCAACCGCCACAACCUCGACACCUUUCGUAAUGCACCCUUGGCGGAGAUAUCGGGCUCGCUCGGCGACCUGGGCACGCUGCUGCCGCUCAUGAUUGCACUCGCCAUCCAAGGCUCCAUUUUCCUCGACGCGACGCUGGUCUUCUCCGGCGUCUUCAACAUCAUCUCCGGUGUCGUCUUUGGCAUCCCCCUGCCCGUGCAGCCCAUGAAGGCGAUUGCAUCCGCGGCGAUUGCGCACCGGGGCGACUCAUCCAUAGAGGGUGUAGCGGGCGCCGGUCUCUGGGUCGGCGCGGCCAUCUUUGUCAUGUCCGUCACCGGCUUGCUACGUUGGGCGGUCAAGGUCGUCCCCAUCCCCGUUGUCAAGGGCAUUCAGCUCGGUGCCGGCCUGUCGCUCAUCAUCGGCGCCGGAUCGUCGCAGCUGCAGCCCCUGGGGUGGCUGCAGCCCAUUCUCGACAACCGAUUAUGGGCCAUCUUUGCCUUUCUGGUUCUCAUCGCAACCCAGCGUCUGCAACGCUUUCCCUACGCGCUGGCGUUCUUCCUCCUAGGCUUGAUUUUUGCCCUCAUUCAGGUUGUUCGAACUCACCAGAGGCUACCUUGGUUUAGCUUGUGGCAGCCCGAGUUCAUUCGGCCGACUAUGAUUGGCCACAAGGACACCUCUCCCAUCUACAUGGCCAUCGGCCAGCUGCCACUUACAACCCUCAACUCGGUGAUUGCGGUAACAGCGCUUGCUGCUGACUUACUUCCAAAUGCUCCCACUCCAUCGGUGACGGCCAUCGGACUCAGCGUGGCCAUGAUGAACCUGACGUGUACCUGGUUUGGUGCCAUGCCUGUAUGCCAUGGAUCGGGUGGGUUGGCAGCCCAAUAUCGCUUUGGUGCGCGCAGCGGCGCCAGCAUUAUAUUCCUGGGAGCUGUAAAAGUUAUUCUGGGCCUCUUCUUCGGAAGCACGCUCAUCGGCCUCUUGGGUCAAUAUCCCAAGAGUUUGUUGGGCAUUAUGGUUCUUGCUGCCGGUCUGGAGCUUGCCAAGGUUGGACACUCACUCAACCAAGGAGCCCGUGAUCUCUGGCAAGACUCUUCCGAGCAGAGUGGAGGCUUAUCUGUCAUCACACGAAAGUUGCGCAGCCCUUCUGAGGAAGAGCGGAUGGAGCGCUGGACUGUCAUGCUUAUGACCACUGCCUGUAUCCUGGCAUUCAAAAACGAUGCUGUUGGGUUUCUCGCGGGGCUGCUGUGCCACUGGGCAUUCCGUUUGUCUGACAGGUUUGUUCGCAAGGUCAAUGAAGUUGUGGGAGCUAGUGAACGCGAUCCGCUACUGCGGUAA
Molecule: messenger RNA, 1344 nt
Organism: Cordyceps militaris CM01
Lineage: Eukaryota; Fungi; Ascomycota; Sordariomycetes; Hypocreales; Cordycipitaceae
Product: sulfate transporter, putative
Exons: 2
Coding region: 1-1344 (447 amino acids)
Biological process (GO): molybdate ion transport
Molecular function (GO): molybdate ion transmembrane transporter activity
Source: RefSeq, a predicted model, not a curated record